Messenger RNA from Hypomesus transpacificus, 1327 nucleotides. Its product is annotated as fibroblast growth factor-binding protein 2-like. Bases 80 to 820 code for a protein of 246 amino acids. The record is from RefSeq and is a predicted model, not a curated record. Gene Ontology annotation, biological process: cell-cell signaling. The transcript is spliced from 2 exons. NCBI's taxonomy places the organism in Eukaryota, Metazoa, Chordata, Actinopteri, Osmeriformes, Osmeridae. Gene Ontology annotation, molecular function: growth factor binding.
CACCUCAAGCCUCAGUGCACACACACUCACACAUACAUUCAAACCACUGCUAUCCACCAUUACCACGGUCGCCGUCGUCAUGAGAGCCGGGGUGAGAGUGUUGCUGCUGGUGCUAGCGGCCGGCGUGUGUGUGUCGCACGCACAGAACAACAAUGGCAACGACAACAAGCCGCCGGCGCAGCAGCAGCAACCGCGCAGCAUCUGGGACGACCCCAUCAGGUUCAACACCAAAGCCAGGGAUGCCUGCACCAUGGUGGUGUCCGGCGCUGGGGACUACACCCGCCUUAGAGUGUCCUGCAAGGGUCCCAGCCAGGGCCAGAGCCAGGGGCGUUCUUACUACUGUGAUUUCCAGGGCAAGCCUAACCUCUGCCGCGCCUACAACACCAGCCCUCGCCACUACUUCACCCAGAUGAUGUGGGACAUGCGCAAGCAGAACCAUGCGUGCCAGGGACCCAAAGUCUUCCGCCCCCAGAUGUGUAAGAAGUACCCUGAGGAAGCCCACAUGACCUUCCUGGCCUCCUGGCCCAAAACCACCACCCCUAAGCCUGCCAAACCCGUCGUGGAGCGCAAACCCAUUACCUCCCAGUCCAAGCCUGUCACCACCAAGGCCUCCCCAGCCCAGCCCAAGCCCCAGCCUGCCAAGCCCCAGCCUGCCAAGCCUGGCAAGGGCCCUGUCAAGAAGCCCACAGUCAAGCCUGGGAAGACCACCACCAAGCCCACGGAGCAGCCCGACGCCAAGGCAUCCCGUCUGGCACAGGAGUACUGCUGGAAGAGCUUCAAAGGGAUCUGCACCUACUUCAUCAGCUGGUUCCAGAACUGAGGGAACACAAGAACACAUGCAGAACACAGCCGGGGUUCGUAACAUCAUCGACAGAGAGUAACACCAGCUAACAUGAGGGCCUGGGGUGGUGGUGUGUGGAAGGCCGGGCAGAACAGUCCUGCGUCCACAAGCCCUCCUUCUCACCUCAAACACCCCAAAACAACCAACUGCAGUAGAUCACAAUCUAACGUCUGUUCAACGUUUAAGUGUGUUGUUGUUUCUCUUUGUUUCUGCUCAUUCAUCACAUCUCUUUGUACAUGAAUCAUUAAAUAAAUACUGUGACACACACAAACACAGACACACACACAUAACAGUAGAUAUGAGACUUGUGAUUUUGUUUGUAUAUUCUGUAAUAUUCCCACGUCAUGUAACGCUAACACACAUCAUCUGAAAACAUGGAGAAUAAACUAAAAAAGUGAGCAAUAAAGUUUAAGAUACAGAAGCGUGAAUGUAAACAAAAUAAAGUUAGAAUGGGGACUUUUUCUCCUGUGUCCUCAACUUGUCCUG